AUGGCAGCGGCAGCAGCAGCAGCUGCGCAGCAGCAGCAACAAAAGCAGCAGCACUAUGAUGAAGAGGGGGAGAAGCAGCAGCACUAUGAAGAAGAGGGAGGGAAGCAGCAGCAGCACACGAGAAAAAAACAGCAGCACUAUGAUGAAGAGGGGGAGAAGCAGCAGCAGCGCACAAAAAAAAAGCAGCAGCAACAACAGCAGCAGCAGCAGCAACAGCGCCGCUACUACUCCUAG
Molecule: messenger RNA, 234 nt
Organism: Eimeria necatrix
Lineage: Eukaryota; Apicomplexa; Conoidasida; Eucoccidiorida; Eimeriidae
Exons: 1
Coding region: 1-234 (77 amino acids)
Source: RefSeq, a predicted model, not a curated record